CCCCUCUCGUGACCUGUAGAAUCACGUGGUUAGGCCGCGCCCCUCCCUUCCCCCACUUCCGGUGCAGCUCGGGAUGUGGCGCUCAUGACGUCAUUUGGACCGCGUUGGAAGCGCUGCCGGGGCUGAGCGUGACGUGGCAGAGAGACGAGUAUCCGCCGCCGGGCACACAGCAGAGCAGCACUUCGGCCACUACCGACCCCGAACAUGGGCCUCACCAUCUCCUCGCUCUUCUCCCGGCUCUUCGGCAAGAAGCAGAUGCGGAUCCUGAUGGUUGGCCUUGAUGCUGCCGGUAAAACAACAAUCCUGUACAAGCUGAAGUUAGGCGAGAUUGUCACAACCAUCCCAACAAUUGGCUUCAAUGUGGAAACUGUAGAAUACAAAAAUAUCUGUUUCACUGUCUGGGACGUUGGCGGCCAGGAUAAAAUCAGACCCCUUUGGAGGCAUUAUUUCCAGAACACACAGGGCCUCAUUUUUGUUGUAGAUAGUAAUGACCGAGAGAGAAUCCAGGAAGCAGCAGAGGAGUUACAGAAAAUGCUCCAGGAAGAUGAGCUGAGGGAUGCCGUAUUGCUGGUGUUUGCAAAUAAACAAGAUUUGCCCAACGCUAUGGCCAUCAGCGAGAUGACCGACAAGCUGACGCUUCAGAGUCUCCGCAAUAGAACUUGGUAUGUGCAAGCAACAUGCGCAACUCAGGGGACUGGCCUGUAUGAAGGAUUGGACUGGCUAUCAAAUGAGCUCUCCAAGCGUUAAGGAGGACUGGCGUGCAGCAGAGGACACAAUGAAUAGAAGUGGUCUAGGCUCGUAACAUCCAAACUAGUUCUAAAAUGGUAUAAAGAAAUGGAACUGGCAGCAAAUACUCUUUAAAGUUUCCAGAUUGUUUUGUUGCUGGUUAUUUACCAAGGUUUCAUGUUGCUUUCCAAGCGAUGUGGCUAGACUUAAUGCAGAAAAUAAUAAAUUCUCUCUCCAUUAUGUGAAAAGUGUUUUUCUGGUUUUACUUAUCCCCUACAUGCCUGGACAUAAUUAUUGUGGCGCCAUAGAACUUAAUGCUUUUUUUUUUUUUUUCUCCUUUCCUACAAGGUAAACACUUAAAAAUUUAAGUUCCGAGUCGGUUGCAGCUCUCCUGUAAAGUUGGGCUGCAUUACUUAUUGCACACUUUGCAGAAGCUUGCUUAACUGAUCUUCUCAAGAGUCCUUGAAUUGCUAGUUUGACUCCCGUGUGUCAUUCCUUAGACAUUCUGCUGAAUUAAAACGUAGCAUUCCAUACCUAUUUAUUUCUUAUCCAUGCCAAAAGAUUGUUUCGUUUUAAUAUUGCCCGUGCCAGCGAAGAACACACAACACUAUAUUUCAGUUGCCUACACCAUUUUUCGUUUUAUUUCCCAUGUCAAUAAGCCAGACUUUUGCUUUGUUAAUGAGUGAAGGAUAAUAUUGCCUUCGCUGGAGCGAGUAUGUAAGAACGUCUUUGCCGGGAGAGCGUGAUGCAGCUCUCACUGCUUCUUGUACAGCAAAGGGCCCCAACUUUGUUUUAUAUCUCAGCAGAUUGUCUCACUUUAGGAUAUUUUUUUUAUGUUGCUUUCAGCUUGACUGUUUUUGCCCAUUGUAUCAUAGUUCUGCUGAUGUUUUAUUGUUUAUUGGUGAACAUAUCUUCAUACUGCAAGAUUGGUUUGUUUUUUAAAUUCCUCAAUCUGAACAAUUGAUGUUUUCUUCAUACCCCACUAAGAUUUAUUCCUAAUAAAAUAACAAAAAAAAUUCA
Pseudophryne corroboree (corroboree frog) is the source of this 1746-nucleotide messenger RNA. It is a transcript of the gene ARF4, whose product is annotated as ADP ribosylation factor 4. Lineage: Eukaryota; Metazoa; Chordata; Amphibia; Anura; Myobatrachidae. The transcript is spliced from 6 exons. The record is from RefSeq and is a predicted model, not a curated record. Gene Ontology annotation, cellular component: plasma membrane; cytoplasm. The coding region runs from base 205 to 747 and encodes 180 amino acids. Gene Ontology annotation, biological process: vesicle-mediated transport; intracellular protein transport. Gene Ontology annotation, molecular function: GTP binding; GTPase activity.